Messenger RNA from Perkinsus marinus ATCC 50983, 1686 nucleotides. RefSeq lists its product as hypothetical. The annotation marks the transcript as partial. The record is from RefSeq and is a predicted model, not a curated record. The transcript has a single exon. Lineage: Eukaryota; Perkinsozoa; Perkinsida; Perkinsidae.
AUGCAUGUUACUACCAACGACGAGCACGACUUCAGCCCUUACUCGGCUCCUAAAGAAGUACGGUUCAAUGACAACUACUCUACAGCUAACCAGCUGGAGAAAGACCAAGAAGAGAUCACGGCUAUGUACGUGAUCAACCACAUACGUCAACUAUUCCUACUUCAAGACUCUGGUACCGAGCCAUCUGAAGCGGAUCUACACAAGGCCCUCUUCCCUACGACGAGGACUUACCCAGACGACCUGUUUGUGGGCCAGGCCGACUGUAACCAAUCGGGAAAAGAUCCUACGACGAACGACUACUAUGUUCACUAUACUUCUGCUGCAUCGACGAGAACAUCCCCCAACGUGGAUUUGGCUACCCCCCACCAUGACGAGAACCACGACAACGACGAUGUGGUAGACAACAACUUCGACGACAAUCUACCUCCUUGGGAUGUCCUCUUACGUCAUUGGAUGUGGGAUGUCAAGGCACCCUUAGGUAGAGUAUGUGUACGGUUACCCUGGUUGGGAGAAGAACGUCCACCUAACAACUUCAAUAACGCUGCACAUCGUGGUACUGCUUCUACGAGACGACUCUCUCCAGAACAACGUGAUGCUUUUGAGGCAGCACUACAAGUAUAUACUACUCGAGGAUUCUGCACAAUCGUCAAGAACAACUAUGUCGACGGUACUCUCAAGCCCCCAACCUUUGACGAAUGUCAGACGGCAUGGGAUGUUAUGACACGUGAUACGGCCUUGGAGGGCACUGUCGUUAUUAAGCCCUACCAUUAUACGCCAUCACACAUGGUCUUUAGAGACAGUCAUCCUACGACGCCUUGUCGUAUCGUUCUAGACUUCCGUACGUUGAACAAGUUCACUAAACGUGGCGGUAAGACCCAGAACGACCUACAAGGAGUACUACUACAGCUGAGGAGCUUUCCCUACUUCAUCUCUGCCGACGUCUCCAAGGCAUUCUGCCAGAUGAAGGCUUCAUUAUACGACGUUGGCUAUUCCAGUUAUACGUGUAUUGGGAACUAUACUGUCCUAUGGUCGAGUAUCGCCUUUGGCAGUAAUAAUGCCCCCUGUAUGCUAGAGGCAAGUAGCCACGACGUGGUACUGGAAAUGGAACGACUUCUAACGUCUUCUCUGUCUGUACAACGUGAGGUACACAAGGCCGAAGUUACCGGUUCACCACCACGACUACUCUCUAACGUGCAGAUCGAGCAGGCACUAUUAAUGCCCUCUGCGACUGGCGUAGAGUAUCUAUUACGAGGUCCUUCUAUACCUACUAGAAUGUUACUACUCAAAUACGUUGAUGACCUCUAUUACGGUGGGAGAACUAGAGAGGAAGCACGACUUGGUUACGAGUUCGGCUCUCACGUCUUCACUGGACAUGGCUUCGGUAAUGACCCCGUUAAGUCCUUCUGCAACUGGUUGACUGCGGACGGUAACGACGGUGCCAAGAAGUCCGUCCUUGGAUACCUGCUCAAGUUAGACGUCGACAAAUUCCACGCGGUUUACUCCGGCUACGUGCCAGAUGGUGAAGUCACUAAGUUACAGGCUUGUGCAGCCUUGGCUUCUCUCUACGACCCUCUUGGCCUCUACGUUGAGCUAGACAUACAAGGACGACUACUUUGGCGAGAAGUCUGUCAGGCUCAUAAAAACUGGGACGACAAGCUCAAUGAUGAUUUGGUCCAUCGGAUCAAA